Messenger RNA from Yamadazyma tenuis ATCC 10573, 1091 nucleotides. Its product is annotated as acid phosphatase. The record is from RefSeq and is a predicted model, not a curated record. Gene Ontology annotation, molecular function: phosphatase activity. NCBI's taxonomy places the organism in Eukaryota, Fungi, Ascomycota, Pichiomycetes, Serinales, Debaryomycetaceae.
GCAACUUACUAUUUCUUUCUUUUCCAAGUUAGGAUUACAAACUAUGGGGAAACCAACUUAUAUCUUACUUGUCAGACACGGUGAAUCAGAAGGCAACUGUAACAAGGAGGUUAACCGUUUUGUCGCCAAUCAUAAAGUGGCACUUACUACUCAAGGUCAUUCACAAGCCUAUAGCGCAGGGAGAGUGCUAAGAGAUUUUCUCAGCCAGGAGUGUUUCGACCAGCCGCCGGAGAACGACGUCAACCGCCGGUCCGUGGUAUUCUACACAUCGCCAUACUUAAGGGCUCGUCAGACUUGCAACAACAUUAUAGAAGGCAUUAAAGACCUUCCCGGCGUCACCUAUGAUGUGCACGAAGAACCAAGAAUGAGAGAGCAAGACUUCGGGAACCUCCAGAGCACGCCCGAGGAAAUGGACCUGAUCUGGAGAGAACGGGCCGAGUAUGGCCACUUUUUCUACCGAAUCCCCCACGGAGAAAGUGCUGCCGACGUCUACGACCGGAUCGCCAGCUUCAACGAGAGUCUCUACCGGCAGUUCCAGAACAAGGACUUCCCCAACGUGUUAAUCCUCGUCACCCACGGGAUCUGGGCUAGGGUAUUUCUUAUGAAGUGGUUUCGGUGGACCUACGAGGAGUUCGAAUCGCUUCGGAACAUCCCCAACUGCCAGUACCUCAUAAUGAAGAGGUAUGGGUCUAAGUACUGCCUCAAGACACCUUUGGAGACUUGGGACGACUUGGACGACGAUGAGAUCAAUAAUGGUAAUGAGGUUGCAAAGGAGGUUGUCGAUGAGGUCAAGUACAACAGCAAAGUGAAUGUGGAUGAUCUUGAUAUUCAAGGGGUGAUAGAAGCACAGAAGGACGCUAUUCGAUUGCUAAAAGCGAAGGAUAGGAAGGUGAGAGAGGCAUUUAACAAGAUCUCAUCUCCUGAUCCCAACGGAUUGGACCGAGGGCUGACAAAGUUCAAGUACGAUAAUCAAAGCCAGGUCAACAGCAAGGACUCCUUUGUUUAGAGGUAUAUAGACUAUUUAUUCAAUGAUAAAUACAAACACUUAUCGGUUGAUAGUUAUGGUGGUCUCCAGACUGCGAACCGCAUUC